UCUCCCUCUCUAAUCUCUUUCACUUGUUAAUUGCAGGAAGUUUUGGGAGGUCCAUCUCCCAGCUGUUGCCUCCCAUAAUGAAUGACCUCUAAUUCUUCAUGUGUGCUCUGUGACCAUUGAGUCAGUCAGUGCUUCAGGGGGAGAGAAAGGGUGGCUUUUUAGGCAAACAGGGGAAGUCCUAAGAGGCUGAGAAAGACAGAAGGGAACUCUAGUUACCUAGAAAUAAGAGACUCUUGAGGACAGUAACUGACAACUGGCUGUGAAAGACACUUCAUUAGAUCCACUGGAAAGGGAGUUAACUGUACAAGGACCACGUUCUUGAGAAGUCAAUGUUAUACAUACAAGGCACAAGGAAAUGAUAGAUCUAUUGAUAUCACAGAGCCUGUCUGUAAGCAGUGGGUCUUCUGAGGAUCUCAAGUUCGACCUUUCCGACAGUCUCCCCGAGUCUCCUGAUGACAUAGCAGAUAAGUCGAAGAAAGUUUCUUCCAGAGAAAGCUUCCCACAUUCAGGAAACAGCAAGGAAUCUCAGCAAUUUACACCUGAAGGAAACUACUCAAGGCAAUACCCUCAUAUAGUGUCGCCCCCAUCUGUACCAGGGAUGGCUGCUUAUGGACAGACCCAAUACAGUGCGGGGAUACAACAGACAGCAGCUUAUUCUACAUAUCCACCCCCAGGACAGUCUUAUGGAAUCCCAUCAUACAGCAUUAAAACAGAGGACAGUUUAAGUCAUUCCCCGGGACAGAGUGGGUUUCUUACCUAUGGCUCAAGUUUCAGCACUUCAUCACCAGGGCAGGCGCCGUACACUUACCAGGUUCACGGUCCAUCGGGUAUUUAUCAAGGAGCCAAUGGUUUGGCCAAUGCAGGAGCCUUUGGAAGUGUGCAUCAGGAAUAUUCUUCGUACCCAGGCUUCAGUCAAGGCCAGUACCCACAGUAUUACAGCUCCUCAUACAACUCCCCGUAUGUUCCCACAAACAGCAUCAGCCCCACAGCCCUGUCUACAGCCGCGUACUCAAUCCAUGAAUCCUCUCAACACAUCUCCAAUCAGAGCACAGAAUCGCUAUCAGGGGAAUACAAUGCUCAUAAUGGUCCUUCCACCCCAAUUAAAGAUGCCGAAAAUGAUCGGCAACACCGAGGAUCUGAUGCCAAAUUACGCGGAAGAUCUAAAAGAAGUAAUGACCCAUCUCCUGCAGUGGAUAAUGAAAUAGAGCGUGUGUUCGUGUGGGAUUUGGACGAAACAAUUAUUAUUUUCCACUCGUUACUCACGGGAACCUUUGCAACAAGAUACGGGAAGGACACAACAACAGCAGUCAGAGUAGGUCUGAUGAUGGAAGAGAUGAUCUUCAACCUUGCUGAUACACACCUGUUCUUUAAUGACCUGGAGGAAUGCGACCAAAUCCACAUAGACGACGUUUCCUCGGACGACAAUGGGCAAGAUUUGAGCACAUAUAACUUCUCCUCGGAUGGCUUCCACAGUUCUGCGGCUGGUGCCAAUCUCUGUCUGGGAUCCGGCGUCCAUGGGGGAGUAGACUGGAUGAGGAAACUGGCAUUUCGCUAUAGGAGAGUAAAGGAGAUGUACAGCACUUAUAAAAACAAUGUAGGAGGUUUAAUCGGAGCUCCAAAGAGAGAAACAUGGCUUCAGCUAAGAGCAGAAAUGGAGGCCGUGACUGAUCUGUGGUUGACUCAUGCACUUAAAGCGUUGAAUCUAAUACACUCUAGGCCAAACUGUGUAAAUGUACUAGUGACCACCACGCAGCUCAUACCAGCCAUCGCCAAGGUCCUGCUCUACGGCCUUGGAACCGUCUUUCCAAUCGAAAACAUUUAUAGCGCAACCAAGACAGGGAAGGAGUGCUGCUUCGAGAGGAUAAUGCAGAGAUUUGGAAGAAAAGCUGUGUACGUUGUUAUCGGAGACGGUGUGGAAGAGGAGCAAGCAGCGAAAAAGCACAACAUGCCAUUCUGGAGAAUCUCUUGCCACGCUGAUCUGGAAGCAUUACGGCACGCUCUAGAUCUGGAGUACUUGUAGCAGGAGUUCCGUGCUGGUUCUAAGCAGGUCCCAUCGGCAAGUCUCUCAACUAGAACUUUCCCAGUUGGGUAGAAACAUGGACUUGCUCCUUCUCUAGGGAAACUCCACCAGACGGAUGGGCUGGAUAGUCAAGCGAUGGAGAAUCCAACCCAAGGCAAAACUUGUAUAAUUUAAUCAGACGCUUAUUGCUGAACCUGGACUACUAGUGCGGGUUUAUCCACCUCUCCACACGGACUACGUAUCAGCACAAAUGGACUUGAUGGAUCAACUGUAAAGAGAUAAUAAAACGUAUUGGCCUCACAGAUAGACCGGGCCAAACCCACUACACAAUGGAUUACCCACCAUGGAGUCAAAUCGUUGAUUUUUUUUUUUGUUUUUUUGUAUUUUGUUUUUCUAAUUUAUGGACUUCUCUCGGUUUUUUUUCUGUCAUUAUGCUCCUUUACCUGUCGGAGAGGGGAGGGUGGGUGUACGUGGAUCUUAUUUAAUAAUUCUUUUCUUCACACGGCGAAGGCUGGGGACAAUCAGGUUGUGUACAUUAGUAACGGUUGGUACAAAUGACUAUAGUUAUGUUUGAACCUUGUAUAGAUGGUAUGUGGACUGUGCAUGCGUCUACGCCGUGCCUUAUGCUGCCAUCUUUCUUUUUUUUUUUUAUAUAUAUAGGUAAAACGGGAAAAAAAAAAUAUGUUGUCAUGAAUGAAAAAAGGCAUUAAAGAAAACUACGUUUA
Xenopus laevis (African clawed frog) is the source of this 2745-nucleotide messenger RNA. It is a transcript of the gene eya2.S, whose product is annotated as EYA transcriptional coactivator and phosphatase 2 S homeolog. The record is from RefSeq and is a predicted model, not a curated record. Gene Ontology annotation, molecular function: protein tyrosine phosphatase activity. Gene Ontology annotation, biological process: positive regulation of DNA repair; cell differentiation; negative regulation of extrinsic apoptotic signaling pathway in absence of ligand. NCBI's taxonomy places the organism in Eukaryota, Metazoa, Chordata, Amphibia, Anura, Pipidae. The transcript is spliced from 17 exons. Gene Ontology annotation, cellular component: nucleus. The coding region runs from base 356 to 2020 and encodes 554 amino acids.